AGUACAACGUCCUCGUCCCUGGGGUCUGCUUCACUACUCUGAAUAAGAAGCAGACAACCAGCUGAAUACAGGAGGACUUGCUGAUUGGCCGUGCGGCUUACAGCAGGCGUGGUUAGGCUCUGAACUCAGAGCAGCGCUUUGGAGUUGAGGGGGUUCUUAUGGAUGGCCGAGAGAAAUCAGCCGAGUUGGCACCGACCCCUCAGCCUACACCGAGCUCUCCAACGCGCCACGAAUAACCGCAGAUCGCGCUUUCAGGCCUGACACGGAUUCACGGAGUCACUUUGCCAUGAGGCCAGAGCGCGCGGCAGGAUCGGCUUUGCAGAAGAGAGACCAGAAUCCCAUGAGCCGCUGCUGACAAGACUGGAGAGGGAGAGCAGAGAGCCGGUGGUGGGGAGGAGGAGGAGGAGGCUGCGGCUUCUGCUUCCCGGAGAAAAACCAUGCCGCUGGCAAUCUGGCUGCUGGGACUCAUGUGUCACCUUGCCGGACUCGCCUGGAGCUUGCGCAUGGACCCAAAACAAGAAAGUUUCGUAAGGCAGCUGCACGCGUACGAAAUAGUGACGCCGGUUCGUGUGAACGAUUUCGGGGAUUUGUUCCCGCAGCAGCUUCACUACCGGCGCCGGCGGAGGAGCGCGGACUCGGACCUGGCGGCGGCGCUGCGCGCGCACUACCGCAUCGAGGCGUUCGGUGAGCGUUUCCACCUGAACCUGAGCGCCGACGCGGCCUUCAUCGCGCCCUCAUACGCAGUCACGCACCUGGGCGCGCCGCACAGCCGGGGCCACGACACAGAGGACAUGCGACACUGUUUCUUCCAAGGACACGUCAAUGGACAACACCAGCACCGUGCCGUCUUCAGCUUGUGCACCGGCCUCAUUGGUACGUUUACAACCCACAGCGGAGAAUACUUCCUAGAACCAUUAAUGGCAGCUGAUGAUGAGGAGUAUGAAGAAGAACACAACAAACCUCAUCUGGUAUACAAACACGAGAGGAAGGAGACGCGUGACGGCGACGGGUCCGAGGCUUGCGCAUCUUCAGAUAACAUGAAAGACCAUUUCCAUAGCAAUGGAAGUCUUGAAGAAGAGGUUAAGUCAGUAUGGGAAACUAUGGACAAACAUUUGCCCAGGAUGCAACAAUCAACCUCUAAAAAUCAUUCCAGUGGCAGCCGGAGAAAACGUUUCCUGUCUUAUCCACGCUUCGUAGAGCUGAUGGUCACGGCAGACGCCAAGAUGGUGCGACACCAUGGACGCAACUUGGAGCACUACAUUCUAACAAUCAUGUCAGUAGUAGCUGCAGUUUACAAAGAUCCAAGUGUUGGAAAUCUCAUCAAUAUCAUGAUUGUCAAACUGAUCGUUAUUCACAACGAGCAGGAAGGGCCGAAUGUGAACCGCUAUGCUGCUGCGACGCUACACAACUUUUGUGUGUGGCAACAAAGUCAGAAUGUUCUAGAUGACAGUCAUCCAUCUCAUCAUGACACUGCUCUGCUCAUCACGAGGGAAGACAUCUGUCGGGAAAAAGACAAAUGUGACACAUUAGGCCUGGCAGAACUGGGUACAAUGUGUGACCCAUACCGGAGCUGCUCCAUCAGUGAAGAGAACGGUCUGAGCUCCUCCUUCACCAUUGCCCACGAGCUGGGCCAUGUCUUCAAUAUGCCUCAUGACAACCACCCAAAGUGCCGGGAAGCAGGAAUGAAGCAUCAGUAUCAUGUCAUGGCCCCGACUCUGAACUAUGACACCAGCCCAUGGUCCUGGUCCAAAUGCAGCCAGAAAUACAUCACUGAAUUUCUAGAUACUGGUUAUGGGGAGUGUUUGUUGGAUGAACCAGUUGGGAGGUCCUACGAUCUCCCUGUCAAGCUCCCGGGUCAAAUCUACAACGCUAAUCGUCAGUGCGAGCUCAUGUUUGGACCAGGAUCCCAAGUCUGCCCGUUCAUGAGGCAAUGUAAGAGGCUCUGGUGCACCAGCUCUGAAGGAGACCAUAAAGGCUGCCGCACACAGCACAUGCCCUUGGCUGAUGGAACUGAAUGUGGACAUGGGAUGCACUGUAGACACGGCAUGUGUGUGCAUAGAGAGAUGGAGGCAAGGCCAGUGCAUGGCGAGUGGGGACCGUGGGGACCCUACAGUGUGUGUUCCAGGACCUGUGGUGGUGGUACACGCAGCACGUCCAGAGACUGCAACAGACCUGAGCCGAGGAACGGCGGACGCUUUUGCGUCGGACGUCGCAUGAAGUUCCGGUCCUGUAACACGGAGCCGUGUCCAAGGGACCGGAGAGACUUCAGAGAGGAGCAGUGCUCACAGUUUGAUGGCAAACAUUUCAACAUCAGCGGUUUACCUUCCGUCGUCCGCUGGGUACCUAAAUACAGCGGCAUCCUCAUGAAGGAUCGAUGUAAGCUGUUCUGUCGUGUUGCUGGGACUAUGUCAUACUACCAGCUGCAAGAUCGAGUAGUUGAUGGAACUCCUUGUGGUCCUGACACUUACGACAUCUGCGUUCAAGGCCUUUGCAGGCAAGCGGGUUGUGAUCAUGUUUUGAACUCCAAAGCCAGAAAUGAUAAGUGUGGAGUGUGCGGAGGGGACAACUCUUCCUGUAGGACCGUCGCCGGGACCUUCAACAAUGCACAAUACGGUUAUAAUGUUGUGGUCCGAAUCCCAGCCUUUGCAACCAACAUCGAUAUAAGACAAGUCAGCUACUCAGGGACUCCAGAAGAUGAUAACUACCUCGCGCUUUCCGACAGCCAGUCCAAUUUCCUGCUGAACGGGAACUUUGUCGUGUCAAUGUUUAAAAGGGAAAUCUCCUUCAAAGGAACUCUGAUUGAGUACAGCGGCUCAAACACCACAGAGGAACGAAUUAACUGCACUGAGCGCGUGGAAGUUGAGCUCAUUCUACAGGUGUUGUGUGUGGGGAACCUCUAUAGCCCUGAUGUGCGCUAUUCCUUUAACAUUCCUAUAGAGGAACACCAAGAGCAGUUUGUUUGGGACCCCUCGGGCCCCUGGCAGGAGUGUAGUCGCAUGUGCCAAGGAGAACGCCGGAGAAAACCAGUGUGUGUACGUAAAAGUGAUCGCCUGAUGGUGUCAGAUCAGAGGUGUGAGCAUCUUCCUCGACCGAGAGGAGUUAUGGAGUCUUGUAAUAUAGACUGUGAACUUAGGUGGCACGUGGCGGGUAAGAGUGAGUGCUCCACUAAAUGUGGGCCUGGGUAUCAUACGCUAGAAGUGAUGUGCAUGCGCUACAGCCGAGUGAAGAGAGAAAGUGCGAGAGUGGAAUCUCGAGCGUGUGCAGAUCUGAAUAAACCUCAUAGCCGUGAACUCUGCCACGGAGACUGUAUGCUGAAGAGCUGGCAGUACAGCGCCUGGUCUCAGUGUUCUAAGAGCUGUGGCCGAGGCACUCGCACACGGGAGUCCUACUGCAUGAAUAACCUCGGCCGCAGACUGGCAGAGCGAGAGUGUAGCGAGUACCAGAGGGCCGUCGCUGAGCCCUGUAAUGACACGCCAUGUCCUGACUGGUCCAUCAGCGAGUGGACAGAGUGCACGGUGACGUGUGGGAAGGGAGUGAAGCGCAGACAGGUGUUCUGUGUUUUGGCAGAGGAGCGGCUCAGUGAUGAGCUUUGUGAUACCGAUACCAAACCCCGAGCCAUAGGCAGCUGUGUGCAUUCAGAGUGUGCUGCCUGGCAGGUCGGGGCCUGGAGUACGUGUACUGUGACCUGUGGCCAUGGAUACCAGAUGCGAGCAGUGAGGUGUGUGUCUGGUGUUUAUGGCAAGACCAUGGAUGACCGAGAGUGUAAUGCAGCAUCAAGACCACAAGAUAGCCAGGAAUGUGAUUUGCCUGCUUGUCCUCGUACAUCAUCAGCACUCAGCACUCCACGACCUGCAGCAUCUGGGCACUUACACACCCAGUGGAGAUUCGGGUCCUGGACUACAUGCUCUGUUUCCUGUGGUAAGGGUGAGAGAGCACGUUAUGUCAGUUGCAGAGACUCUCAUGGACGUAUAGCUGAUGAGAUUUACUGCGCCCAUCUUCCUCGACCCCCAGAAACCUCAGUGUGCUUCAGCCCCUGUGGCCAGUGGAGAGAGGGAGAAUGGUCACCUUGUUCUGUGUCAUGUGGUGUGGGUCACGCUAAACGGCAGGUGGUGUGUAUGAACUACAACCAGCAGGUGGAUGAGUCUUUUUGCCACCUGGAUGAGAAGCCCAGCUCAGAGCAGGAGUGUGCCCCAGCUCCGUGUCACUCAGCCUACCAGCUCUUGCCUAAUAACCAGCCCUACUUUCCUCCUGACCCUCGCAGUCAUCCAGGGCACAGUAGCUGGAACGUUCCCUCAACAGACCACCAGUGGAGGACUGGGCCCUGGGGAUCGUGCUCCAGUACAUGUGAUGGGGGUUUCCAGAGGAGAGUGGUGGUGUGUCAGGACUCAGAAGGUCGCAGCACUAAUUACUGUGAUGAGAGAGUCAAACCUAGUGAGUCAAAGAGCUGUGACUCAGGACCGUGUCCUCUAUGGAACUACGGCAUCUGGGGAGAGUGCAGUCUGUCCUGUGGCGGCGGGCAGCGGACUCGGCUAGUAGUGUGCCAGCGUUCGAACGGGCAGAGGCUGAACGAGCACAACUGUGACAUGCUCGACAAACCUCCCGACGUGGAGCGGUGCAACAUGCAGCCGUGCCCCGGCAGCGCUUCCUGGCACAGGAGACCAUGGAAGCCGUGUUCUGUGACUUGUGGCAAGGGGACCAUACAGAGGGAACUGGUCUGUGUUUACCACAACCAGACUAAAACAGGCGAAGAGCACUGCGCACAUCUUCCGCGACCCAAGGCACAGAAGCUUUGCCGGGCAGGACCGUGUCCCAGCUGGAAAACCAACAAGUGGCAAGCGUGCACUGUCUCUUGUGGGGUUGGAGUUCAGAAACGUGACGUGUACUGUAGGUUAAAAGGUAAAGGUCGUGUCGGGGAAGACAUGUGUGAUGCUCGCGUCCGUCCCAGCAGUUUACAGCAGUGUUUAUCCCAUGAGUGCCUUGGAUACAGCUGGUCAGCCAGUGAGUGGCAGGAGUGUAACGUGACAUGUGGACAGGGUAUGAGACACAGGACAGUCCUGUGUGUGGAUGGUUUAAAGGAUCCUGUCUCUGACAGACUGUGUGACCCCUCAAGCAAACCUGAACUUCAUCAGCUAUGCAUCAUCGCCCCCUGUCAGUAUGUUUGGGUAACUGCAACAUGGACACAGUGCUCUGUGAGUUGUGGAGCAGGUCACCAGCAGAGGAUGGUGUCAUGCACUGCAGUACCUUCUGUGCCGGACCUGCAGGUGUUUGGUGCUCAGUCUUAUACCCAGGUUUUGGCUUCUAAGUGCCCACAGCCUCCUCCUCCAAACACCCAACCGUGCCAGCUUCCAGUUUGCCUGCUGCCUGCGUACUGGAAAGCUGGUCCGUGGGGCAAGUGUUCUCAGACAUGUGGUGCCGGAGUGAUGCAGAGGACAGUCGAGUGUCUCAACGAUAAAAAUCUCCCCUCUAAAAACUGCGCGUCGUCCAGUCGACCUCGUUCUCAGGCGUCCUGCAGACUGAGACAUUGUGAAUUGGCUUCCAACUGCAAGGAGCUGCAGAUAAGAGAAGGCGUUAGAAAAGAUGGCGAAUAUCACCUACGAGUUAAAUCGAGAGUUCUCCAGACCUACUGUGCAGAAAUGCAGACCAACUUUCCAAAGGAGUAUGUGACCCUACGCAGUGGCCACACUGACAAUUACUCAGAGGUUUAUGGAUACAGGCUGAAUAACCCCUUCGAGUGUCCGCAUAACGGCAGCAGACGUCAGGACUGUGCUUGCAGAAAUGACUAUCCAGCGGUUGGCUAUACUCUUUUCCACAGGGUGAGACUAGACCUCAGCACCAUGCGAAUAAUCACCACAGACGUGCACUUCUCUAAAACCCUUCUGGGCCACCCUGUUCCCUUUGGCAGUGCCGGGGACUGUUACAGUGCUGCUAGAUGCCCUCAGGGUCAGUUCAGCAUCAAUCUCACUGGGACCGGACUGAAAGUGGCUGAAUUGACUAAGUGGGUUCCUCAAGGCAACUAUGUCUCAAUCAAAGUCCAUCAAUCAGAGGAUGGAACACGGAUCUACGGGCGCUGUGGAGGAUUCUGUGGAAAGUGUCUGCCUCAUCCUCAUACUGGUCUCCUGGUCCAAGUCCAGUGAAAGACUCAAAUCAUGUCUGCAACUGCGCAGAAGAACAUUUUCAUCAGGGUCGUCCAUCAGCAUUGCUGGAAUGUUUGGUGAAAACAAAUGAUCCUGUACUCUAGACAGCAUGACUGCAUGUAAAGAACUAAAGCUCUGUACAUGCAAACAUAUUUUACUUGCAUAUGACCGCCGUGGCCUUAUUCGUCUCUUUAACAGGAAAUGUCCUGUAUUCUGCAGCUCUGGUUAACGAUCAGGACUGUAGUGAGCCACAGGUCAAGCUUUCCUCCAUAAAUGUCAGGAGACAUGUCACGUUAUCUUUCACAAACCUAGAGCCUGUGCUGCGUCAAAACUACAGACAUGUGUCAAGAAUUAUUAACAAUAUAUAACACGCGCAAUAUCAGAUAUAAUACAUACUGUACCGUGUCUUUGGAAAUGACAAUAGCGCGAGUGUCGGGCUGAGAAAAUCUGCUCCUGUGGACGUCUGUUAACGCUGACGUCCGUUUUAGUUUUGUCACAUUUACAACACAGUGAUAAAUAAAACUGUGAUUACAAAUAGGUUAGACAGUUAACGGAGCAGGAACGUUUAAUAUAUUGUACACGCAUUUCCUCCAUGCUAAGUGUUUGUUAUUGUUGUGUAACCUCUGAUGUCUUGUUGCAGGACAAACUCGUCUCGUGCCAACACAAGUAUUUAUUCCUAACCAGGGAAAACUGUAGAAAUGUCAAUCAGUCAGUCAGUAUACAGAAACACUGAUUAAAGUAUCAGGUCAGAAUAAGGGAGAGCUGUCUACGGCUUUGGUAAAAGAAUAGCAUUUGUUAUUUUACUGUAGCUGAACAGUUUUCUUUCACAUUUAUCACAAAAGUAUGCGACAUAACCUUGACUUUUUAACUCAAACAGAAUGCAGUUGAUACGUAAUCCUCCAAAAGGGAUUAUUGGAUGAUUGUGAAUAUAUAUUUGGCUCCAAGGCUUAGCCAGGAGUAAAAAAAAAAAACUGAAAAACUGUCACAUCACUGAAUGAGGGAAGGUAGAUAGUGGUUUUGUUUCAUUAAACAGAUUUUAAGAGACCUGAAAACAGCAAAAAAUAAAUAAAUAAGAAAAUUGUGAAUUAAAUUUAAGGCUCUGAAUGACCAACAAGACGCCUUGUUUCAGAAGUAACUGUACACAGGGGCGGUUCUAGAGGCGGGGCCACAGGGACCCUGGCCCCUGCUGAAAUCUGAUUGGCCCCUAAUUUGCCCCCGUUCCAUCAAUCGUCGACGUGAAGAGCAACCGGAGAAUUUUUCACAACGAUCACGGAUGCAAUUCCACCCCCAAACAAUUGGCGGCACUCGAGCGUUUGAAAAAGGAACGACUGCCGAAAUGUAUUUGCACCGUACUGAAUAAAUUAUUUUGUGUGCUUGAAUGUACCCUGUACUUGGCCCCUGAAUGUAACUUGUGGCCCCUUAAUGGCCCCUGUUACAGAAAAAUCCUAGAACCGCCACUGACUGUGCAUCAGAUUUAUCACUAUUACGUAGCCAAGAAAGUCAGUAAGAAAAAUAAGUGAUAGUAAAGAAGACACCAUCGGUGUGGUCAUAAUGUUCAGAUAGUUUCUUUUCCCUGCCAGUGUAGAUAGCAUUUGAUGUGCUUUGCAAUAUAUAUAUAUAUAUAUACA
Molecule: messenger RNA, 7762 nt
Organism: Tachysurus vachellii
Lineage: Eukaryota; Metazoa; Chordata; Actinopteri; Siluriformes; Bagridae
Product: A disintegrin and metalloproteinase with thrombospondin motifs 20-like
Exons: 38
Coding region: 438-6134 (1898 amino acids)
Biological process (GO): proteolysis; extracellular matrix organization
Cellular component (GO): extracellular matrix
Molecular function (GO): metalloendopeptidase activity; zinc ion binding
Source: RefSeq, a predicted model, not a curated record